GAGGCAAAGAUAUUUUAAGCGGUUUUCACGGUUGUUAUCGAAAGUUGGAUAUCGAUUUGAGGCGGUUUUGCUUUCUCUCUCAUUCUUUCGCGCGACUUUGAGAAUCUAUACAUAUAUGUUUUUUUUAUCUAGCUAAGGAUGAGGUUGAUAUCUCUUUAACACACCUCUGCUGCUUGUGCUUCCGCUACUGUUCAAUUUACUCAAUUCUACGAAUAAUAGAGAAUUUCAGAAUGGGUGAGGUGGUGAUGAGCAGUGGGGGAGCGAUGGAGCUGCACUUGGGGACAGAGGAGGUGGCAGAGAAGAAGAAAGGAACGGAGAAUAAGGAUGAUUCAUCGGAGGUGGUUCUGUGGGAGAAGUUUCUUCCAAGGAUGGUGCUUAGAGUUCUAUUGGUCGAGGCCGAUGAUUCUACGCGCCAGAUUAUUGCUGCGCUUCUUCGAAAAUGCGGUUACAGAGUUCUUGCUAUUUUCAAGUAAAUAGUUCUCUUGGGUGCAUUUUGGAGUUCUCGAUAUUCUUCUCCUCUUUUUUUUGAUGGUCCAGAAAAUGGAUUUACCAUUAGAAAAAAAAAAAUUGCAUAAAGCUUUAAUCUUUUGGAGGCAUAUGUGGCAGCCGAUAUUUGAAAUUGUCAAUGAAUUCGUGAUCAGGAUCAGGCAGAAUGGAAACAGAAAUAUUGCGGCUGCAUGAGUGUUAAGAUGACAAUAUACAAAUGUUGACGGUGGCAUUAUUAACUAGAGUACUCUAUAUCUGCAUCAGUAUUGUGCUUGAUUGUUAAGCAAGCCAUUUUUAGAUAAUAGUAUCAUCUACAGUGUUCUGCUGAUUGUUGCGUUUGAUCUCCUUUAGUUUUAUCUUGGUUUUUUUCAGUUUUUGUUUCUUCCAAUGAAUGGUCAUUAAUGGAGUUUGAUAUGAAUCUUAAUAUACUACGCAUUUAGGCAUUGGUAGUUGGUUGAAUCGUUCAGAUUAUUGCUCUUGCUGUUCUUGACUGAUACGUUCCAUGGUCUCCGAGUUGCUGCUGUUCCCGAUGGAUUAAUGGCAUGGGAAACCUUAAAGUGUAGACCCCAUAACAUAGAUCUCAUAUUAACAGAAGUAGAUUUGCCAUCAAUAUCAGGAUACGCACUGCUUACUUUGGUUAUGGAGCAUGACAUUUGCAAAAGCAUUCCUGUUAUAAUGAUGUCUUCACAUGAUUCAAUUAGCAUGGUUUUGAAGUGCAUGUUAAAAGGGGCGGCUGACUUUCUCAUCAAGCCUGUUAGGAGAAAUGAGCUGAGGAACCUGUGGCAGCAUGUUUGGAGAAGGCAGACUCUAACUUCUGGACAUAUUCCUCCAAAUUUACCCAAUGCACACCAUAAAGUUGAAGCCGCUUCUGAAAACAAUUCUACAAGCGAACGAUCAAGUGAUCAUGCAAGUUCUCCACUUAAAAGAAAAGAAUGCAGUGAGAAAGAGAGUGAUGCCCGAGUUCUUUCGCAGCUGAAGCAUAGAAGUCGGUCAAAUUUGAGCAAUUUUGAGAAAGAGAAGUGCAAAGAGAGUGUCAUAUUGGACAAAAACGCAGUCAGUCCCGACAGUAAAACUGGAGACUGGUCAACUCGAUUGGGGCUAACAAGUGUAUCAUGCAAUGACGCUUGUAAUCCAACUGCUCAGAAACUGGAAGAAAAUGUUUCUUGUGCUGAGACAAAAAUUCAAGAUGAAGGUCCAAGACCAGAAAAUGAUUGGGGAAAUGCUAAUACCUCUCAGGGCCACAAUAAUGAGCUGCUUGUAUCUUCUAGUGGAGCGCUUGAUUUAAUUGGUUCAUUUGAUAAUGGCGCAGAGCACUUAUAUGGAGAUAGGAGUAUCAAUAAUGACAUAAAUAAGUUUGAGCCCACUACGCAGCUGGAACUUUCCCUAAGAAGGUCUUUUCCCAACAACUCAAAGCAUGAUGGAGUAGAGGAGAAGCAUUUGUUGAACCAUUCUAAUGCCUCGGCUUUUUCAUGGUAUAACAGUAAGAUGUUGCAACCUCUUUUUCCUACAUCAACCAGUAACUGUACUGAGUUCAAGGAAGGUGCUAGUAAGUCUCCAGAGCUGUCAUCCAAUCGUCUUUCUCAAAAUAUUAGUGGGGUUACUCAAAGACAUAGUUCCAAUCUGAAUGGCAGUCAAGAAAGAAUGACUACUCUGUUCAUCGAUCAACCUGGGCAAGCUGAACUAGCACAUUCAAAUCCUCAACAGCUAAUUCCCGUCCCAGGGGUAAGGCUUGACAAUCUCUGUCCAGGAUAUGGCCGUGUUAUCUCUCCUGUAUAUUAUAGACAGGCAGGUGCGCCCCCAGCUUGGAGUCCCAAACUGGCCAGCCAUCGAGAACAGUCUCCAUUUAGUAUUUCUGUUCAGUCAAAUCCUGAACUUCAGGACUCUGAGCAAAAUAUUAGUCAUUUUGAUGACACAGUGACCAAUUCUGUGGACCAAAAAAUCCAUCAUCAGAAUAAUUGGGAAGCUGUGGAGGGACCCAAGCAUGGUUCAUCAGCUGCCGGUGAGAGUACUAGUAACAGCAUUUCUAAUGGCAUAGCAGAUCAUAAUAACAGCAGUGCAUGUGGAAGCUUUUGCAGUGGAUAUGAUGGAAAUGCUACAGUGGUUGUGGCAUCUGAGAAGGCCAUGGCUCCAGAGAGCUUGAAUGAUGGGAGUUUCCGUGUUCAUGACAGAUUCAGAGGGAUAGAUUCUCAUCGUUCGAGCCAAAGGGAAGCAGCUCUGACGAAAUUCCGACUGAAGCGGAAAGAUCGAUGCUACGAGAAAAAGGUUCGAUACGAAAGCCGGAAAAGACUAGCAGAGCAGCGGCCUCGAGUAAAGGGGCAGUUUGUUCGUCAAGUGCAAAAUGAGUCUCCAACGGCUGAUGCUAAUAACAGACCAUAAAACUCAUCAUUGCCUACAUGUCUAGUCGCUGUCAGUUACCUGAAUUGGAAAUGGCCGAAUGAUCAUCGUAAAAUCUGAAUGUGCGCGCGAGAUGCUUUUCUGUUGCUACACUAUGAGUGUAAUUUUUGUAUCUACCAAAACGGUAGGCUUGUAAUUAUCUAGGGAGAUUGUCGUAGUCCUCUACCACACUCUGCAUAAUCUGUUCGCUUGCUCAGUAGAACCUUUACAAGACUAACACGUAGUGUUUAGGAAGA
This is a messenger RNA of Manihot esculenta (cassava), 3116 nucleotides long. RefSeq names its product two-component response regulator-like APRR9. The record is from RefSeq and is a predicted model, not a curated record. Gene Ontology annotation, biological process: cytokinin-activated signaling pathway; phosphorelay signal transduction system; regulation of flower development. Lineage: Eukaryota; Viridiplantae; Streptophyta; Magnoliopsida; Malpighiales; Euphorbiaceae. The coding region runs from base 1024 to 2862 and encodes 612 amino acids. Gene Ontology annotation, cellular component: nucleus. The transcript is spliced from 10 exons. Gene Ontology annotation, molecular function: protein binding.